Dimorphilus gyrociliatus is the source of this 2301-nucleotide messenger RNA. NCBI's taxonomy places the organism in Eukaryota, Metazoa, Annelida, Polychaeta, Dinophilidae. The record is from the annotation of a GenBank genome assembly.
AUAACCUUGACACUGGCCUCACCGGUCAUUUACUCUUUUAAUUUUUUUCCACGUUUUAAGCAAAACCUAUUGUAGAAUUUGUUUUUGAAAAGAUUCAAUGACUUUUAGAGACAAUGUUUAAUAGAUUCCAGUUUAGAACGCAAAGGGGCAGACAAACUUUCGUUUACUUGGGUACUUUCAUCAGCAUGUCAAUAUUCUUUAGCCCACAAUUAUAUUAUUGGGGAAUUAAACCUACUUUGGAUUGGUUUAAAUCAGUACAAAAGCCAAGCAAAAGUAUUGAAAAUCAAAAGGAGUAGACUGGCUAAUACGUUAAAAAUUGUUAAAUUAUCAACUAACUGAAGGAUAUUAGGCAAGAGAAUAGGAGAAGAAAACUGCUCCGUUCGAAUUAUAAAUAUUCCGACAGAAACAUUAUUUAAAAAGUAUAAAAACGACGAUAAAGGACGAAAUGAAGUCGAUAAAAGAGUUUCAAAUGUGUAACCUUUGUAAUUUGUUAAUUUUUGUUAUUGUUUGCAUAAAUUAUGAAAUCUAAGACACUUAAAUAAUAGUUAUCUCACUUGGAAUAUAAAGUACCGCUCUUUUUUUAAACUGACACACCUCCACCGUGUCGCAGUAGACUCUUCCUACGCGCUUCCGGUGUAAAUAAGCUCUAGGAAGAGAACAUAGAAACUAGCUUAGAUGGCUUUGAUGGAUGACCGUGCGUUUCUUGUAUCUCACGUUCGUAAUUCCUUUAUUACGGGCGAUGAUACUAGUAUGAGUGAAUUGGUAUUGGAUGUUGACGAAUCUAGCGGCGAACGGCAUUCAAGGUUGUCGACAAACGAUUCCAAAAGACCUAAUACAUGGCACAUUACAAGAGGAGAUACAAGUGACACCGAUUCUUGUUGUGAAUUGGAUACUGAAUUACCAAAUUCCUAUGACAUCGUCCCUGACAUGGACUUUGCAUCUCAUCGAAGACGUUCAAAUACCGCUCAAAGAUUAGAAAUACUCCAAAGGGAAAAAGUUAGACAGAGUAAAAUAAAACAUGUGGUCUGGAAAGACGUUACAACUCCACCUGAUCCAACCUUAUUCGAGAGAAAACCCAUUAAAAUUCAAGAAACUGGUAACAGAAUUUCACUAUUAACUAAGUUACUGGCAGAAGCGGGAGAUGGCAGAACCAAUCACUUUUCUGACUAUGCUAAAUAUAAUGGCAAAAUGGCUCCGGCUGGUACUGGUACAAAAACAAUUGAAAUAUAUUUUACAAUGACAACGGAUAAUCUAAGAUUAAUGAAUAUCUGUAUUAUUGCCAAUGCAACUGUUCAAAAUUUAAUUGGAUUGUCUUGCUACUUAUAUUCUCAAUCAAAUAAGCAACCUCAAUUAAAGGAUUCUAUCGAUCGCUAUAGUUUACAUAUUGUUGACGAUGAUGGGGAAGUAGAAACGGAUUUUCCUUCUUUGGAAAAUAAGGAACCUAUCAGUAAAUUUGGAUUUAAUAAAUUGGCUCUUGUCGAAAACAGUCACGAAGUUAUCGAAGACGAAUCAGUUUUUAUAACAAUAAAUAUGCCCGGAAGAGGAUUAUCUCGUUUUUCAGUCAGCCCUAAGCAGAGUCUACGUGAAAUACUAGAAAAAGUAAUUGAACGGAGGAGACUUUUAACCGUUAAAGGUUUAGAUUACAAGUUCGAAAAACAAGACGAUCCUGGGGUUACGCUCAAUAUUGAUUCACAAGUCUGUAACUUGGACACAACAGAGUUGUGUUUGAUUCGUGAUAACAGCGUUAGGGGAGAUAUUAUUCAAGAUGGAGAGAUGUCAACUGUGAAUUUAAAUCCCGAUUCCUAUAGAAGCUAUCAAGUGUCAAUGGUAAAUAAACUUAGCUGGCAUACACCAUAUCAACUAGGCAUCUCAGGUGAAAAGAUAGAAAUCGACCCAGUUGGGAAUGGUGGACGCAUGUUUCGAACGGCAAGUAAGGCAGUAUCUCACGAAAUACGAAACGUUAAAGCCUGCUAUUUAGCCGAAAAUAAGUCGAGUCGAGUAAUAAUUCGUUUAGAGUGUAUAACAAAUCAAGAGAAGCAUAUAGACUAUAAUUUUGAAUGCGAUCCGGAAACAGCUGGUGAUAUCAUAAACCAGGUGAAUAAUAUAUUGGAAAUCAGAGGAUUAGGCCAAAAUUGGGAUUCAAUGAUGAAAGGAAGAGCAAAAAAGUUAAAAAAGCGUAAUACUUUACCAACUUUGUUCAGUACAUUCUAAAAUGUUGUUACACUUAGCCUUAAUAAAUUUUUAGCCCAGAAAAAAAAACAAUUUUGUUAUACGUAUCGUCGUUUAUUCGUCUUUUUUCGG